UGGCUUUUAUUUUGAAGUACAGAACACCCGGUAGGCAGUGUUGCUGUUUCGUUCCACACAGCUCAGACUUUAGUGUUUCUGUUAUGGUCUGACAGAAUCGCGGCCUGUGGAAUUAACAUUUUCUCAAUCUUAGAGACACCGCCCCUGUCUGGACAGAUAGUGGCGGGGAUGCGGCAUCGACAUGGGAAAUCUUUUCGGGAAAAAGAAAGCAACUCGGGUGACCGAGCAGGACAGGGCUGUGCUGCAACUGAAGCAGCAGAGAGAUAAACUGAAGCAGUAUCAGAAGAAGAUAACGCUUCAGAUGGAGAAAGAGCGACAGCUGGCCAAACAGUUGUUGAAUGAUGGAAAGAAAGAGAAAGCACUCCUACUCCUCAAAAAGAAACGCUACCAGAAUCAGUUACUGGACAAAACUGAAAAUCAGAUAAGCAAUCUGGAGCGGAUGGUACAAGAUAUCGAAUUUGCACAAAUAGAGAUGAAAGUCUUUGAAGGACUGAAAGUUGGCAAUGAUUGCCUGAAGAAAAUGCAUGAGAUGCUGUCCUUAGAAGAGGUGGAGAGGAUCAUGGAUGAAACACAUGAUUCCAUUGAGUAUCAGAAGCAAAUUGAUGAGAUGCUGGCAGGAUCUCUGACCCAGGAGGAUGAGGAUGCUGUGCUAGCAGAGCUGGAGGCCAUCACUCAGGGAGAAGCUGACCUUGAACUUCCUGAGGUGCCUGGGGAAGAACUACCAGAGGUUCCAGAGCAAGAGCCAGUGCGGGAGAAGGAGAGGGUGAAAAAGAAGCCAGAGCGAGAGAUGUUGGCAAUGUAAAUACAGAUUUAUCAUACCUCCAUGUCUACUCUCGUGCCGUUCCACUGGAGACCCCAAGGGCUCAUCCCUGACAAAACUCUGGGGAGUGAUUGACAGUCCUCCCUCUCAUAUAUGUUAAAGAUCUACAAUUAUGCCAUUUUUCUAAUUGUAUAUUCACUGCAUACUGUAUGCCAUUUAGUUUAGAUGAUAAUUCUGAAAUACUCUUAAUAGUGCCUGGUCUUUCUAAUCACCCUACAGUUUUUUCUGAUCUUUUAAUUAUAUAUCAAAGGCGUAUCAUGUCAAUGCCUGUAACUUUCUAAUGCAUGCAUCACUUAUAUUAUAACAAUCUCUGUUAAAAAUGAUCCCCAAAAAUUAGUGUUCAAAUACAACGUUUUGUCACAAAGAAAAAAAACCAUUAGUGCACACUUCUUAUUGAGAGGGAAAUAGUCCAAUCCUUAAUGCAUUAUGCUGCACACACACUGUUUUGUUUAAUGAAGCAUACAUAACAUACAAGGACAUGAUCUAUACAAGCAAAACAAAUGACAUUUGAACAUUGUUUUUCUGUCAUAGUUUGGUUUGUGACUAAUGCACUGAUUAAUUUAAACUUGAGGUCUUAUCAGUUUUUUACAUGUUAGCUCUCUGAAAACUUAUGUGAAUUCACUGUUUAUGGUCUUAUCUUCCUUAUUUCAUUUUGUAGUUCUGUAACAAUAAAUUUUAUGUAAUCGUUUUCAUCA
This is a messenger RNA of Cyprinus carpio (common carp), 1515 nucleotides long. It is a transcript of the gene chmp6b, whose product is annotated as charged multivesicular body protein 6. NCBI's taxonomy places the organism in Eukaryota, Metazoa, Chordata, Actinopteri, Cypriniformes, Cyprinidae. Gene Ontology annotation, cellular component: ESCRT III complex; multivesicular body. The record is from RefSeq and is a predicted model, not a curated record. Gene Ontology annotation, biological process: vesicle budding from membrane; late endosome to vacuole transport via multivesicular body sorting pathway.